Molecule: messenger RNA, 1165 nt
Organism: Ruditapes philippinarum (Manila clam)
Lineage: Eukaryota; Metazoa; Mollusca; Bivalvia; Venerida; Veneridae
Exons: 3
Coding region: 228-899 (223 amino acids)
Source: RefSeq, a predicted model, not a curated record
UUAUGGAUAAAGCUCAUUGGUGGAUAUUUGCGUGGCUAUAUAUCGUAUCUUCUGUACAUGGGUCUAAGAAAAAAGGGUAUGGUAUCGACUUACAAGCAUUCAAAUGUGGGGAUCUGGACGCUUUAACUAAUAUACGAUGGUGGUACAAUUGGGACUCCAAUUUUGGCGAUAUUUAAACAGCGAGUGGAUGUACUAUAAACGACAAAUACCUUGCCCCAUUCGUCCCCAUGAUAUGGAGUUACAAUCCAAAUUGGUCUACAUCCACAUACAGCGUUGAUAAUAGAAAUGAGUUUAUUUUAGGCUUUAACGAGCCUAAUCACGUAAGCCAAGCAAACCUUUCUCCGCAGGUUGCAGCCGAUAAUUGGAACAUAAUUGAGAAUGCUGCAAGGGGUAAAAUGCUUAUCGUUAGUCCAGCCGCUGCGCCAUGUAGCGGAGGUUCGACAAACUGUAUAAGCGACACAUUUGCGUGGUUCGAUGAUUUUUUUCGCAUCCUUUGUGGAAUACCGGGUGGCGAUCCAGUUGUGCCAUGCCGCGUUCACUACCUUGCAACCCAUCACUACUCAUGUAACCCACAGAGUACAAUGAUAUUUCUUCAACAACUUUACGACAGGUACGGAUUGAAAAUAUGGCUUACGGAGUUUGCAUGUCCUAAUUCCUACUCCCCGGAAGAGCAACUGUAUUACAUGAUCGAUUUAUUACCUUAUUUAGAGCAAGCAGAUUACGUCUUCAGAUACGCCUGGUAUGUCCAUCGAAGAGCCGCACCUGAUGCAUUUAUCAGUGAACACGCAAAUCUGUUUGAAACUGGAACCUCCGUUUUGACAGACCUCGGCCAAUAUUAUAACAACUUUAAAGUUGAAGAACCAGUACCGGCUAGUGUUUGUAGAGCUAAUCGAAAGUAACAAGUCUUUGCAGAGUGUCCGGAAAAUUCGAGUAUAAUUCAUACAACAUUCACUUAUCAUCGUCGGGUGACCUAGAUUCAACGCUGUAUUUAAUUCGACACAUUUUAAUUAAAGUCCCAUAUAGUCUUAAAUGUCUGUAACACAUAAACAUAUUAAGAUUUUCUACUAUCAAAGUUAUUUUUCGGCAAAUAUUACGUCAACGAGUAGAAAAUAGAAAAUACUAUAUUUAGGAUAUAAGGAUCUUACCACGGGUGCUGUUACAGACA